Prinia subflava (tawny-flanked prinia) is the source of this 5169-nucleotide messenger RNA. It is a transcript of the gene MOGAT1, whose product is annotated as monoacylglycerol O-acyltransferase 1. Lineage: Eukaryota; Metazoa; Chordata; Aves; Passeriformes; Cisticolidae. Gene Ontology annotation, cellular component: endoplasmic reticulum membrane. Gene Ontology annotation, biological process: triglyceride biosynthetic process; diacylglycerol biosynthetic process. The coding region runs from base 361 to 1638 and encodes 425 amino acids. Gene Ontology annotation, molecular function: diacylglycerol O-acyltransferase activity. The record is from RefSeq and is a predicted model, not a curated record. The transcript has 5 exons.
UGGGCGGGACCCAGCGUGCGAGCCCGUGUGGGAUCGCCAGUGCUGGUCGUGCCGCUGUCCCUGUCCCCUGUGGGGAGCGCAGGUCGCAGCGCUGUCCCUGUCCCCGCGGGGGCUGGUGAAUCCCGGUGCUGCCGCCGUCCCCGUGAAAGAGGGGGGUCAGCUGAGGCAGCGCUGUGCAAGUUUCAGGGGAUGGUUUUUCACUCCGAAGUUUAAUUUUGACCGUCCCUGUCACGAAUGCCUCGGGCGAAGCGCCGCGGGCGGGAGGAGGCUGUGCGUGUGCUAGUUUAAUUAAAAGCGAAAUGCCUGACGCCAAACACGGCAGGAACUCUUAAGUUCUGGGUCAGUUCCAUAAGCUCUUUAAUGGUAAGAGCCUUAAGCACGCCGCGGAUUGCCGGCUGUCCGGCCGCUCCGAGGGGCAGCGCGGUGCCGGGUGUGGGACGCGCCCGGAUCCGCGGGCGCGGGGCUCGCCCCGGCAGAGCCGCGCUGCCUCCGCCCGGUGCCGCUGGUGCGGAGCGUGAGCAGGCGCUCCGGGCUGAGGGAGCCGCGCCGGCCGCCCGUGGGAGGAGGGGGUGUAGCAGCAGCCGCCGCCCCCGCAGCCGCGCCCGGGCUCUGCCCGCUCCUGGCUCUGCCCGCUCCUGCUCCAGGAUCAGGUUUCCCGCGGCCGGGGCGAGCGGCACCGCCUCCCCGUCCCCGCCUGUGGGACCCGCGGCCGUGGGCAGCGCAGGCGGCGGGAGGGGCGCGGCCAGGGCCGCGGCGGAGCGGCGCGCAGCGGGCAGGUGCGGCGGCAGGAGCCGGAGCCGGCAGGUCCGCGCCCCCCGCGCUGCUCUCCGCCAGCAUGAAGGUCGAGUUUGCCCCCAUCAAUAUCCCGCUAAAGAGGAGGAUCCAGACAGUCGCCGUGCUGCAGUGGAUCUUCUCCUUCCUCCUGCUGGCAGAGUUUUGCUGUGGAUUCUUCGUGAUCCUGAUCCUGGGCAACUUCUGGUUCCUUGCUGUUCUGUACCUGCUGUGGCUCUACCUGGACUGGGAAACGCCAUGUACUGGGGGCAGAAGGUCCCACUGGGUCAGAGGCUGGACUCUCUGGAAGUACUUCAGGGAAUACUUUCCCAUCCACGAAUGGUUUCUGCAUCCAAGGAAAGUGUCUCACAUGUGCUGAACAAUGAAGGAGGUGGCCAUGCAUCGGUCAUUGUGAUUGGAGGAGCAGAGGAAUCUCUGAAUGCACAUCCUGGAAGUCUGACCUUGAACAUCCUCAAGAGGAAGGGAUUUAUUAAAAUGGCUCUGAAACAUGGGGCUCAUCUGGUCCCAGUGUUUUCCUUUGGUGAAAAUGAACUAUUCAAGCAAGUUGCAAACCCCAAAGGUUCAUGGCUCAGGAAUGUACAGGAGAAGUUGCAAAAGAUAAUGGGCUUUGCUUUACCACUCUUUCAUGCUAGAGGAGUAUUCCAAUACAGUUUUGGUUUAAUACCUUACAGGCAACCUAUUCAUACUGUUGUGGGAAGCCCCAUCCCUGUAAAACAGAACUUGAACCCCACCACUGAAGAGAUUGAUCAGCUACAUGCAUUGUAUCUACAGAAACUAAAGAAAUUAUUUGAAGAACACAAAAGCAAUUAUGGCAUCCCUGCACAUAAAUCUCUCAUCUUCGAGUAGCAAAUUACAACUUGUAAUUCCAAAUCUCAUGCAAAGAAACAGUGUCUGCUGAAAGCUGUCUUUCUUGCAAUCCAUAUUUAGUAAUCUGUAAUUAUCCUUAUGUAAGGAAUACUCUUAAGAAGGGAUUAUUAGUUGAUUUAUUGAUUUUUAUCUUAUUCUGGGGCGGUGGGGAAAGGGAUCAUUGGGAUGUAAGCCUCGAAGCCCAUGCUGUUUUCAGUUGUCCUUUUAGGUUCAUGUGUGCCAAAAAUGCAAGUGAGAGACUCCAAGCAGAUGUUCUUACCACCAUGGUACCUACAGCUUGAGCAUAGGAAAUUGCCCCAGCAUGAGAUCAGUGGCAGAAGUAUAAACCCAAGAAGUCUGAUUAGAGGUUGAGAGAUUUACCAGCAUGUAUCAAACAUGACAUCAGGUUGUUCUGUGAACACCAGAAACCCCUGCUGCUCUUCCACAGGAAUGAAGGUAUAUAUUUUCAGCAGAUGGCUACUGUGAACCACUCACAUGAGAAUUCAAGAAUAAAUAGGAGCCUUCAGCCCUGAAUAGGAUAUUUGCAAAAAUGGUUUGUCCAAGUCAUGGAGCAGAGCAAACCUUCUCUUUGGAGAACAGUGUGUUGAGAUUUUUGUGUGCAUGUGUGUGCUGGGUGGUGGGAAGCACUGAAUGAUGUGACUUUUCUGGACAAUCUGUGCUUUGGAUCAUAAGUUUGGAAGAUGAAGCAGCUUUGGCGGUUUCAGCCACAGAAGAGAUGGCAGGCACAGGACAGGACAAGUGAGGGAAUCAUGUGAACUCUUCAUCCUGUGCAAAUUAAAAUGAUCCUAUGUCAAGCACUUGCACAGAAGGAAAUGCAGCCCAAUUUGUUCUGUCAGUUUUGAAAUUUCACCAAGGAAAGUGUACAUGAUAAUGCCUUUUUUUCCCCACUGACAGAUGUGGGGAAGUGUGUGUCAAGCUGGUGCUGCAGGGUGACACAGCUGCAGUGCCAAGGCAGUGUGAGCAUAGCUCUAGGAUGCAGCAGGUUAAGAAGAUAAAUUGUAUGUAAACCAGGUGCCUGACUUUGAGAAAAGGUUUAUCCUAAGUGUGGAUAUCCACAUCAGAAAAGAAAAGAAAACAUCUUAACCAAACUCUUUUUCAGUGAAAAUGCCUAGGUCUUGGAGAUUAUUGUGUAUGGAAAGAAUUGUAAUAUAUUACUGAAUUUUUAUGAGAUAAAUUCUUGUAUUUGUACAUCCCUUCUGUCUGCCUGCAGACUUUGCAGAUCUGAUGUUAGUGAAGAGUUUGCUCUGCUUUAAGCAGUUUUAGUGCCUGAAUAUUACCUGAGUUAGGUGCUCUGACAAGUCAUGCAUGGGCUUGUCAGGCAGCCUGGGCAUCUGCAAUUGGCUCAGUUGAGCACUGAGGUGCUCCAGGAAUAGCAGCACUGUACACGUUGUGUAUUCGACGGGCUGGAGGCUCUUGGAAGAAACACAGCAGUUCUUUGAGAACAAGAUAGAACUCUGGAAAGCAAAUAUAGAACUCUGGAAAGCAAAUAUCUUAGCAAUUUGAAGGUGUUUAAAGAAAAGAGUGGAAAUGGAGUGAACUCCGACUGAACCAACGCCCCAAAGACAAACAAGUUUUUGCCAGACAGAGCAGAUGUGUGUGCUCCAAAAAACCCUCCAGCAACAAGCUGGUUUGCUUAAGAGGGCUCUUCCUUCUAGUGCCUGUUUGUCAUCUGGAUGUAAACAACACCGAGCCAACACUCAGUCGUGCUCUCAUUUUCUCUACAAUGCCACACUCUUUCUGGGAACCAGGGCUGGAGUUUGCAGUGCCUGAAGAAGCUCCUCUUCCCUGACAGACUGUUGUCAAUGUGCCCACAAUUCCCCUCCACCUGAGCUUUCUUGGCUCACACCUGAGCUGUGUGUGCUUGGCCUCCCUUCCCACACCUUUGCUGAUCACUGAUUAUCACUGUGGUGUAGGCAUCUUGCUUCCUCUCUUUCUGCCCACCUUUCCCUGAGUUGACAUCUCUGGUCUCUGUUCAUGGAAAAUACUGAGUGGUGGCUUAUCUAUCAUUCAGCAAAAAUGGGGUUUAGGUGCAGGGUUUGAGAAGAGCAAGCACUGUGGCUGUGCAUGUUUGACACCAGCUUAAGAUCAGGACUGUUUCAGCUCUGGAAAGGGCAUGUUUCUAGGGAGGUCAGACAUGGCAGGUUUGUUACCUGGGAAGAGGUCUCAGGGUCCUGAGAAUUGAACAAAGUGAUGAUCCCUGAGCAGUUGCUUUUUCUUAGUCAGCUAUAUGAAAUUUCCUUUGGAUUUGACUCUUUAUUGCCUGCCCUGAUGAGUAGUGAGGAUUAUUCAUGGAAGAAGAAUUUGGAGUCUAUGUCAGACUGUUCUCUACUAGAUCAUCUGCUCUAAUGAGGUAUUUCCUCUCAUUCUCAGUCUGUUCUUUUUCCAUUACUUUAAUGAUAUAGAAGAUCAGGCUGUAAAUUUAAAAAUAUUACCAUUGGGUUGGGGAUGGAAAGCAACAAUUUUUUUUGUUGAUUAAAUUAAUCAAAAUUACUAGGGAGUAUAUGGAUACUGAUUUUUGGGACAAUAUCUGGUCCAAAGGGUACCCUAUAAACAGGCUUUCCUCUGAAUUCCAUGAGGAAAUUAUCUGUGGGCUCCCUGUACUAUCCAUAAUUGACUCAGGUAGAACGAGUAAAGAUUGUGUUGCUAUGGCUACCAAUGCUGUCAUUGCUUUGUAACAAUGGAGAUGGUAAAAGAAACCCCAAAAUCUAAAAAACCUAACAAAAAAUUAUCAAACCAACAAAAUCUCCAAACAACUCCAGUAUUUGUUGUUGCUCAGCUACCACUGCACGUUGCUUAUGAUGGUCCUCCCAAACGAUCUUUUAUUAACCAAUUGUCUGGUGUACCCAGGACUAUUUUAAAAUAGAACUUCUGUCUCUAAACGUGAUAGACAUGGAAAUAUUUACCUCUGUGUUAGUGUGUGGAUCUGUAAAGCAGCCUGCAAUGCUGAGCCCAAAGGCCAGAGCCCUGGCAGCCAGAGAGCCGUUUUGGCACCAAUCCCAGCCCGGCUGCAGGCACGAGGAAGCUGCCCACGUUUGUUGGAGUGUCCAGCUGCAGUUCAUGCUGGACAAAGCAAAGCAAGGAGCUGGUGGGAAUGGUGACACACCCUGCCCCAGCUGCCACUGGAAGAGCUGGGCAGCACUCAGAUUGCUGGUGGGAUGCCACACUGCCUGGGGCCCGCUUCGUGGGGUGUUUCUAUUUGUGCCUUUUAGUGCCACAGGUAAUCCCAGGGAAGCCAGCCAUCCAUCAGCAGGAGAAGCUCUGCCUCUAAACCAUGCAAACACUGCCUCCCUGACACGCUCAGGAUGAAGUACCUGCCUGUUCCCUCGUGUGUGAACGCCUCUGUGCCAAAUUCUGCUGACAGAAAGUGAAUCCUCGAGGAUUUUUACCUUGUGAACUACACAGCAUAGUUUACACUUUGUUACUUUUUAUGGUACCUGUAAAAUAUGAAUGUCAGUUGUUUCAAUGAUAGCUGUGGCAAGGAGGUGUGAGAUAAUAAAGGUUUGUACCAAA